Bubalus bubalis (water buffalo) is the source of this 4363-nucleotide messenger RNA. RefSeq names its product zinc finger protein 665-like. The transcript is spliced from 4 exons. Gene Ontology annotation, molecular function: RNA polymerase II cis-regulatory region sequence-specific DNA binding; DNA-binding transcription factor activity. NCBI's taxonomy places the organism in Eukaryota, Metazoa, Chordata, Mammalia, Artiodactyla, Bovidae. The coding region runs from base 108 to 2429 and encodes 773 amino acids. The record is from RefSeq and is a predicted model, not a curated record. Gene Ontology annotation, biological process: regulation of transcription by RNA polymerase II.
GGAUUUUCGAGUCUCCCCUUCGACGCAAGCGAUUCUACAGCUAAUUCCCGAAGCCGAGACUUGGUAGGUGCGGCCGACCAUUGGAAACGUGAGAUCUGUGAAGACUCAUGGACGAAGGAGCCCAGAAGAGGAAAGAACAGGAGUCAGGCAUGGCUCUUUCUCAGGCACAGUUGACCUUCAAGGAUGUGUUCAUAGAUUUCACUCCUGAGGAGUGGGAAUGCAUGGACCCUGCACAGAGGACCUUGUACAAGGACGUGAUGGUGGAGACCCUCGGGAACCUGCUGUCUGUGGAUAUGUCUCAGAUAGAUAUGAUCAAGAAAUUACAGGCAAAAGCAGACAGUGGUAAAGGGGAAAUUUUUCAAAGAGUGAUGUUUGAAAGAGCUGAAAGCCUUGAAAGCAAAGAUUUUCACCUCAGGAAGAUCCAGGAAAAUAUAGAUGACCUUGAUUGUCUGCAGACAGAUGAUGAAAGAAAUGACAAAGGAUUGUCUACAUCCCAUAACAAAAACCUCACUGAUGGAAGAGAUCAUCAUAGUAGAAGUGAUGCAGAAAAUGGAACUUUUGAAAGGCACGGGUCAAGCUUUCAGGAUGGAUUGCAGAUGAUGCAAUCUGAAGGGAUAAUUUUUGAAUGUAGUCAAGUUGUGACAGACGUCAGUGCCUCAGGUUUAUCAUCUCAGAGAACUCGUAAAGAUGAGAAUGCUGUUAUGCAUCCUUCAGAACUGUUACGAGACCAUGAAACACAAAAUAAAGGACCUUACAAAUGUAAUGAGUGUGACAUAACCUUUCUUCAGGACUCAGAACUCACUAAACAUCAAAGAAUCCAUACAGGAGGAAAACCAUAUAAAUGUGACAUGUGUGGCAAGGCUUUUAAUCAAACUAGAAAACUUGCAAUUCAUUGGAGAAUUCAUACUGGAGAAAAACCACAUAAAUGUGAUGUGUGUGGCAAGGUCUUUAGUCAAACUGCAAACCUGGCAGUUCAUCAGAGAAUUCAUACUGGAGAGAAGCCAUACAAAUGCAAUGUAUGUGGCAAGGCGUUUAGUCGUAGUGCAAACCUUACUGUUCAUCGGAGACUCCAUACUGGAGAGAAACCAUAUAAAUGUGAUGUAUGUGGCCGAUGCUUUACUCAAAACUCACAACUUGGAGUUCAUCGGAGAACUCAUACGGGAGAGAAGCCAUACAAAUGCAAUGUAUGUGACAGGGCGUUUAGUCAUACUGCAAGCCUCAGUGUUCAUCGGAGACUUCAUACUGGAGAGAAACCAUAUAAAUGUGAUAUAUGUGGCAGAGCCUUUAGUCAAACUUCAAGCCUUGCAGUUCAUCGGAGUAUUCAUACUGGAGAGAAACCAUAUAAAUGUGAUGUAUGUGGCAAGGCCUUUAAUCAGACUGCAAAACUUGGACUUCAUCGGAGAAUUCAUACUGGAGAGAAACCAUAUAAAUGUGAUGUAUGUGGCAAAGCCUUUAAUCACACUACAGGACUUGAACUUCAUCAGAGAAUUCAUACUGGAGAGAAGCCAUACAAAUGCAAUGCAUGUGACAAGGCAUUUAGUCAUACUUCAAACCUUACUGCUCAUUGGAGACUUCAUACUGGAGAGAAACCAUAUAAAUGUGAUAUAUGUGGCAAGAGUUUCAGUGUAAGUUCAAGCCUUGCUGUUCAUCAGAGAGUUCAUACUGGAGAGAAACCAUAUAAAUGUGAUGUAUGUGGCAAGGCUUUUAGUCAGACUGCAAAACUUGGACUUCAUCAGAAAAUUCAUACUGGAGAGAAAUCUUAUAAAUGUGAUGUGUGUGGCAAGGCAUUUAGUCGUACUGGAAACCUUGCUGUUCAUCGGAGACUUCAUACUGGAGAGAAACCAUAUAAAUGUGAUAUAUGUGGCAAGGCUUUCGGAGUAAGCUCAAACCUUGCUGUUCAUCGGAGAGUUCAUACUGGAGAGAAACCGUAUCAAUGUGAUGUGUGUGGCAGGGCUUUUAGUCAAGCUACAGGCCUUGCAGUUCAUCAGAGAAUUCAUACUGGAGAAAAACCAUAUAAAUGUGAUGUAUGUGGCAAGGCCUUUAAUCACACUACAAGACUUGAACUUCAUCAGAGAAUUCAUACUGGAGAGAAGCCAUACAAAUGCAAUGUAUGUGACAAGGCAUUUAGUCGUGCUGCAAACCUUACUGUUCAUCGGAGACUUCAUACUGGAGAGAAACCAUAUAAAUGUGAUAUCUGUGGCAAGGGUUUCAGAGUAAGUUCAAACCUUGGUGUUCAUCGGAGUGUUCAUACUGGAGAGAAACCAUAUAAAUGUGAUGUGUGUGACAAGGCGUUUAGUCAUACUGGAAACCUUGCUGUUCAUCGGAGAGUUCAUACUAGAGAGAAACCAUACAAAUGUGAUGUGUGUGGCAAAGCGUUUAGUUGUACUGGAAACCUUGCUGUUCAUCGGAGACUUCAUACUGGAGAGUAACCAUGUAAUUAUGGUAUAUGUGCCAAGGCUUUCACUGUAAGUUCAAGCCUUGCUGUUCAUCAGAGAGUUCAUACUGGAGAGAAACCAUAUAAAUGUGAUAUGUGUGGCAAGGCCUUUAAUCAAACUACAAGACUUGAACUUCAUCAGAGAAUUCAUACGGGAGAGAAACCAUACAAAUGCAAUGUAUAUGACAAGGCAUUUAGUCAUACUGCAAACCUUACUGUUCAUCAGAGACUUCAUACUGGAGAGAAACCAUAUAAAUGUGAUAUAUGUGGCAAGGGUUUCAGAGUAAGUUCAAACUUUGGUGUUCAUUGGAGUGUUCAUACUGGAGAGAAACCAUAUAAAUGUGAUGUGUGUGGCAAGGAGUUCAGUCAUACUGGAAACCUUGCUGUUCAUCAGAGAGUUCAUACUGGAGAGAAACCAUAUAAAUGAGGUAUAUGUGGCAGGGCUUUCAGUGUGAAUGCAAACCUUGCAGUUCAUCAGACAAUUCAUACUGGAGAGAACCUUACAAAUAUAAAAAAUUUUGACAAACCAUUUAGGCACAAUCAUCCAUAACUCAUCAUCAGGCAGUUCAGACAGGAGAAACCAUAUAAAUAUGAUGUAUAUGGCUGGUGCUUUACUUGAAAUGACAAACUUAGAAACCAUCGGAGAAUUCAUACUAGAGAGAAAUAUUAGAAAUGUGACAGUUGUGAGAAACAUAUUAGUGCAAAUGUCGUGAGUGUGACAAUGCCUUUAGUCAAGUGUCUAGGACUUAUAAUUCAUCAGAGAAUUCAUCGUGUAUUGAAAACAUACAAGUGAAAUAAAUGUAUCAGAGUUUCUAGUGCAUGUUCAGCAUUAACUGCCCAUUAGGCAGUUCAUACAUAAGAGAAACCAUGUAAAUGUUAUUUAUGUGGCAAACCCUUCAGUGACAAGAAAUGACAUUGCAGAUCAUCUGAGAAUCCAUUCUGCAGUGAAAACUUACACAUGUAGACAAUACAGUAAAAUAUAUCAACUUUCUGACCCUCAGAAAGUUCAAACUGUAGGAAAACUACACCAAUGUGUUAGGUGUGGGAAAGCUUUGAUCAUCUGUUCAGCCUAACUCACCAUCCGUUAAUUUUUUUUUUCUUUUUUUACAAUAGUGUGAUGGUUUUUGUUGUAUAUCAACAUGAAUAGGCCAUAGGCGUACAUAUGUGCCCUCCCGCCUGAACCCAGCUCUCUCCCCACCAUAUCCCUCCAGAUUGUCCGAGAGCACUUGCUCGUACAUCAAACUCCCACUGGCUCUUUUACAUAUGGUAAUAUACAUGUUUCAGUGCUAAUCUCUUAAACCCUGCCAUCCUAUUUCUUCUUUUUUUUUUUUUUAAUAGGUUUUCCUUAGCGUUGCUUUGUCUAUCCACAUGUUAUGACCCAGUUUUAAUGUUUAGUUUACAUUUCUUUCCUGCUUUACACUAACAAAUACAUAAGUCAAUGGGUUAUUUUGAGACUUUUGUAACAUUAAAAUGCACGUAGACGAUGACAGGGAACAUAGUGGGUGCCCUGUAAAUGUAAAGAAAGACAGUUCCUUUAGGACUUGAGUUCAGUCAGAUAAAUCACAUAGAAACAGUUACAGAUAGUGCCAAGUUGAUAAUUUUGGUGAAAAAAAUUCUAGUGUCUUCUUAAGACUUUAUAUUUUACAAUGUGCUUUGUUGUCCACAACUGACAGAUCUUUCAGAAACAGACAACAAAGAAAUGAGAGAAAAUAUAUUACAAUUUUUCAACAAGAAGUAAAUUGCCUAACUACCGUCAGGUGAUCAUAUAGUAAUCUGACAUUCCAUUACAUUAAAGUAUUCGCUUAAGUAUUAUGUAUUAUGAUGUAAACAACUUUUUCUCAUGUAAGUAUUUGAAGCUUUGUCAUCAUAAGCGUGGAACAGAAAGUUGUAUAAAGAAGUAUGCAUUUCUCAUUAAAAGUUUUUUCCUCU